Molecule: messenger RNA, 975 nt
Organism: Solanum pennellii
Lineage: Eukaryota; Viridiplantae; Streptophyta; Magnoliopsida; Solanales; Solanaceae
Exons: 2
Coding region: 1-975 (324 amino acids)
Source: RefSeq, a predicted model, not a curated record
AUGGACAAAGGCAAGAACGUCCAGACGGAGCUCACUGAAGAGGAAUUGCGAAGAAAGAUCGAGCGAGUCACCCGAGAAAUUCAGAAGGUUAAGGAGGAAGGACUCAAAGUUGACAUGACCGCGGCAAUCUACAAAGCUGCAGCCGUGACAUCGGAUGAAGAUCUGGCAUCGCAGAUAAAAAGAAAGAAAGAGGUUGAGUUGGAAACCGAAAGCUUAAGAAAGAGGUUGAACAUGCUUCAUUUGAAGGUGCACGAAGGAAAGGCAAGAGAGACAAAGAUAUAUAUUGAGACUGCCGUACUGUUGGCCAGAAGUGCGUCACUCGAUGAGGAAUUGGCGACCCGUAGCAAGUUAAAGGGCGGAAAAUACCUCGCUCGUGACCAGGGAGCAGAUCAUCCCUACUUCACCAGAUCGAAAGGUCCUACAGAUUCUUUCCCCGAACCAAACUCAGACAGAGAGAAUACAGCUAUGGGAGACAAUAACGACGAGGUCAGUCUCACAGACGUUGUGGUGGCUCAGCCCACCAUGGCGGAACAAAAUGAACUAAUUGCGCAACUGAUGCAGCAGAUAGCUGAUAUGAGAGUCGAGAUGCAGCGGAGGCAGGACACGCCUCCACCCGGAUUUGGACCUAAUUUCGUUGAUGCAAGGCCUCCGAUGUACUUCCCCUCGUCCUACUUGGAUCCAACUCAGAACCAGCCGUCAACACCCGUGCAUAAUCCGUCUGGGAUAGAUUUAACAACCCAAAACCCCCAGUAUGCUUCUGUAUCUUAUCAAACACCCUCACCGCUUCCAAAUAACCCUCCUCAAAUGCCACCACACCCCCAGAAUACUCAAACAGUCCCACCACCUCAAAAUCAAAAUCAAAAUCCGACCGCCUUCAACCCCCAAACACCACAUCCCCACUUAACCCAAAACACCAAUCCUCAAAACUACCCACAAACUACCAAACUGCACAAAACGUCCCGAGCCCUUCCAUAG